UGAGUGUUUCGUUUUGUGGCGCUUUUGAAUAGUUUAGACAGGAAGUGAGGUUAGGUCCAUUUUUUGUUUAGAAAAGUAAUUUCUGUGACAAAAACGCAAAAUGAAGUCCCAGACUGAAUAUAAACUGAAAUCUCCGCCCGAGGAUGCGAUUUCUGCGGUGAAAUUCGGACCCAACACCAACCAGUUCCUCUUAGUGAGCUCCUGGGAUGGAACCGUUCGUCUAUACGACGUAACAACGAACAAUUUGAGGCACAAAUACACGCACGACGCACCAGUCUUGGAUUGCUGCUUUACUGAUGCCGUACAUUCUUACAGCGGGGGCUUAGACAACACCUUGAAGUCUUUCGAUUUCAACACUACCACCGAAAACACAGUCGGGGCUCACACGAACGCCAUCAAAUGCGUUGAGUAUUGCUGUGAAGUCAAUGGCAUUCUUACGGGCAGUUGGGAUCACCACAUCAAACUGUGGGAUCCGAGGACACCCAUGUGCAGUGGCAGCUACAACCAAGGCGAAAAAGUGUACACCAUGAGUGUAUGCGGCGAGAAGCUUGUUGUUGGGACGGCGGGAAGAAAGAUUCUUGUUUGGGAUGUUCGAAAUAUGUCAUACACUUUGCAGAAACGCGAAUCGAACUUGAAAUAUCAAACGCGGGCUAUUAGGUGUUUUCCAAAUAAACAGGGGUUUGUUUUGAGUAGCAUCGAGGGUAGGGUGGCGGUGGAAUAUUUAGAUACUAAUCCGGAAGUGCAGAAGAAGAAAUAUGCGUUUAAGUGUCACAGGAUUAAGGAGGAUGGGCUGGAGAAGAUUUUUCCAGUAAAUGCGAUCAGUUUUCAUCCAGCACACAAUACUUUUGCCACUGGUGGAUCCGAUGGAUAUGUCAAUAUAUGGGACGGUUUCAACAAGAAGAGGUUAUGUCAAUUUCACCAGUAUCACACGUCUAUUACAUCUCUUGGGUUUAGUCAUAAUGGAUCUGUUUUGGCGAUCGCGUGUUCGUAUUUCCUAGAGGAGGAGAACCCACCGAAUCCUCUUCCUGAAAACGCGAUUUAUAUUAGAGCAGUUACAGAUCAAGAAACCAAACCCAAGUAUAGCGCCACCAGUUAAUUUAUUUGUAUUGAGUUUUUUCAUGUAUGUAAGUUUUUAUUUAAACUAUAGUCAGUAAUAAAGAAAUUAAUGUAAUUAAGAA
Messenger RNA from Zophobas morio, 1178 nucleotides. RefSeq names its product mitotic checkpoint protein BUB3 (gene Bub3). Gene Ontology annotation, biological process: mitotic spindle assembly checkpoint signaling. The record is from RefSeq and is a predicted model, not a curated record. NCBI's taxonomy places the organism in Eukaryota, Metazoa, Arthropoda, Insecta, Coleoptera, Tenebrionidae. Gene Ontology annotation, molecular function: ubiquitin binding. The transcript is spliced from 5 exons. Bases 101 to 1096 code for a protein of 331 amino acids. Gene Ontology annotation, cellular component: nucleoplasm; mitotic checkpoint complex; kinetochore.